Messenger RNA from Durio zibethinus, 2001 nucleotides. RefSeq names its product IAA-amino acid hydrolase ILR1-like 3. The record is from RefSeq and is a predicted model, not a curated record. Gene Ontology annotation, molecular function: hydrolase activity. NCBI's taxonomy places the organism in Eukaryota, Viridiplantae, Streptophyta, Magnoliopsida, Malvales, Malvaceae. Gene Ontology annotation, biological process: auxin metabolic process.
AUUGUGAAAGUGUGCAUUUUGAAUUACAAUGCCGGAUUGAUAUGUUCGCUAAAUUGAAAUAGCAUGGAUUUAAGGUUAUGAUAGAUUGAAUAAUUAUAGAUUAUUAAAAUUAAUUUAUAAAACUUAUUUAUUUGUGUGAUUAUUAAUAAAUAAUAGCGAUUGGAUGAGCGAGGCUCGAACGCCUAACCUCAGGAACGUAAACUACAACACUCAUGUGUUAGCCAACUGCGCCGCCAUCCCUUCUAUGCAUUUCUGGCCAAAUUAACAUAAGGUUGUUUCAAUUGACGUCCUUCCCUCAAACGCGGUAGCAAGAUUCGUUUUCCUGUUAGAAACUGUUUGAAGAAAGCCAAUCGAUAACUCAUAUGGGUCAAACAACUUUCGUCUCUGUGCUUUUGUUCCUUCCUUACCUCUCGGCUAUACACGGCAGACGUUACCAAGAUUACACAGAUCAACUCUUAAGUUCCGCCCAGCAAGACAAAGAUUGGUUGGUUUCCAUCAGGAGGCAAAUCCAUGAAAACCCGGAACUCCGCUUCCAAGAACAUAACACGAGUGCUCUUAUCCGCAAACAACUCGAUCAACUUGGCAUCCCUUAUUCAUACCCGGUUGCCAAGACCGGUAUAGUUGCCCAAAUUGGCUCUGGUUCUAAACCCGUAGUUGCUCUUCGGGCUGACAUGGACGCUCUUCCAAUUCAGGAGCUUGUGGAAUGGGAGCAUAAGAGCAAAAUAGAUGGCAAAAUGCACGCAUGUGGGCACGAUGCUCACACUACCAUGCUCCUUGGUGCUGCCAAGUUGCUUAGUCAACGCAAAAAUAGCCUUAAGGGAACUGUCAGACUACUUUUCCAACCCGCAGAGGAGGGAGGUGCUGGUGCAGCUCAAAUGAUAAGGGAAGGAGCUCUCGGUGAUUCUGAAGCAAUAUUUGGAAUGCAUAUUGAUUGCCAAACCCCCACAGGAAGCAUAGCAUUGGUUCCAGGGCCACUUUUGGCUGCUGUAAGCUUCUUUGAAGCCAAAAUAGAAGGAGUUGGUGGGCAUGCUGCAGAGCCCCAUUAUACUGCAGAUACAAUACUUGCUGCAUCCUUUGCAAUUUUGGCAUUGCAACAACUGAUCUCUAGAGAAGCUGAUCCACUCCAUAGCCUAGUGUUGUCUGUUACUUAUAUCAGAGGUGGGUCUGCAUUCAAUGUAAUUCCAUCAUAUGUUGAAUUUGGGGGUACUCUAAGGAGUCUCUCCACGGAAGGCUUACAUAAACUUCAACAGAGGUUGAAAGAGGUCAUAAAAGGCCAAGCAGCCGUACACAGAUGUAAUGCUUAUAUAGACAUGAAAGAAGAAGAUUACCCUUCCUAUCCUGCUGUUGUUAAUGAUGAUAACUUGCAUCAACAUGUUCACAAGGUUGGUGGGCUUUUGCUUGGUCCUGAGAAUGUCAAGAGGGGCAACAAAGUUAUGGCAGGGGAGGACUUUGCCUUCUAUCAAGAAGUAAUCCCUGGAUACAUGCUAAGCAUUGGAAUUAGAAAUGAGGAAGUUGGCUCUAUUCAUUCACCUCACUCCCCUUACUUCUGCAUUGAUGAGAAUGUCCUUCCAAUUGGGGCAGCUUUACACACUGCCCUGGCAGAAAUAUACCUGAAGGAGCGGAACGAUUCUAUUGCACAUUAUAUUUGAAGGAUUUCUAUAACAAGAAAAAUUACAUUUUGCUGAUGUAUUCAACUUGUCUGUAUUAUGAAAUCAAGGGAAGUGAUCCUAAACCAUUUGUGCUUAUGUGCAGUAGCACACUUCCAAAUAGAUGGUGCACUUUGUUCUAAAAAGAAACUAGUACAUUUGCAAAAGAAAAUGAGGUGUUCAUUAAUCAUAAGCGUAAUAGUUUGCUACAAAAAUGUCUGGUGUAAGGAGGAGACAGUUCUUCCCAAUUCAGACUGCAUUUUGCUUGGAUAAAAGAGCAGCAGCUAUUUGGAAGGUGCAGAUUGUAUUUGUAAAGGCUUUUUUCUAUGGCAGUUAGAAAAGUUGCGACUAAAAA